GAGCUGUCUUCAAAGUAACACGGAUUAGACACACACAGAUUCCGUUUUGCUACGUAACUAUGUCUGUAUGCGUCCUGUGAUAGUGAUAGACCGAAAUUGUGAUCAUCUAGGACUUUAUCGUGUGUUGGACUGGCUGUUGUAUUUACUGCGUGACUGCCGUUUACGUCAAUGGCUGUAUCAACACUGAACAUGACACCUUACUUCACAGGAUAUUCUUUUCAAGGUCAGGGUCGUAUGAAUCAACUGGGCGGGGUAUUUAUCAACGGGCGCCCCCUGCCGAACCACAUCCGACUGAAGAUAGUGGAGAUGGCGGCGGCGGGCGUGCGGCCCUGCGUCAUCUCGCGCCAGCUGCGGGUCUCGCACGGCUGCGUCUCCAAGAUCCUCAACCGGUAUCAGGAAACCGGGUCCAUCCGUCCUGGAGUGAUCGGCGGAUCAAAGCCGAGAGUGGCGACACCCGAAGUUGAGAACAGGAUUGAAGAGCUCAAGAGACAGAACCCAGGUAUAUUCUCCUGGGAGAUUAGAGAUAAACUAAUAAAAGAAGGAAUCUGUGAUAAAAACACGGCUCCGUCUGUCAGUUCCAUAUCGAGGCUUAUAAGAGGAGGCAAAAGGGACGAAUCAGAUCCUAGAAGAAAUCACAGCAUUGAUGGUAUUCUAGGUCCAUCAUCUUGUGAAGAUUCGGAUACAGAAUCAGAGCCGGGCAUCACGUUGAAAAGGAAGCAGCGGCGCUCGCGCACUACUUUCUCUGGAGACCAGCUUGAAGCUCUAGAAAGGGCAUUCACCAGGACCCAGUACCCAGAUGUCUACACGCGAGAGGAACUCGCUCAAAAGACUAAGCUGACGGAGGCUAGAGUUCAGGUGUGGUUCUCGAACCGACGAGCUCGUCUCCGCAAGCAAUUAAACUCGCAACAACUAAGUGCCUUCAACACGAUGUCCCUCCAGUCCGCCUUCCCGUCCGUCCAUCAGCAGUAUGAGCCUCCGUCGACGUUUAACGCUCAGUGCGCUUCGUGGCAGCAAUCUUAUUCAUCUGCACUGGGUACAAGUUCCGUAUUGAAUUCAGCUCUCGCUCCAUCCCUUCACCAAUCAGCGUUAACCGCUCCAUCUGUUUGUCAAUCCGCCCUUGCAGCGUCAUCUCUACACCCUCCAACAUCAAGUUCAUUCUCUUCAGGGAACUUAACGCCCAUUUCCCACUCUUCAGAGAUCGCUACACCGUUGCAAGCGUCGAAUGAUGCUACUCCUCCUAGCUCGAGUCCUACUGCGAACAGUCCUGGAGCCAACCAAAAUAGUGGCAUUACAUACCAGCAUCCAACUUACAAUGCAAGCGAAGCCGUCCACCCGUAUGGAUAUGGAGAGUACUCCAAGCAAGAGCACGCCAUGUCCGCACACAACCACUGGACAUCGAGACAACUCAGCGGGCACCCUCAGAACAAGCUAGCUGAGGUCGGAGCGUGGCCAGAAAACUAUAGUUCGUUCUUCGGUACCAACGCAUCGCACUACGCGUCCCACGCGCAUUCACCUACUGAAGCUAAGUCUGGGUAUCCAUACCUCGGCCAACUCGGUGGCAUGGACAUGGGCAGAGUACACUGAGGACAUAAAUUAUAUGUUGUGUGUUGGAAAACAUUGUAGUGAUAAGGCUGUGUGGAGAACUGUACGGCCGAUUUACACCAUUUUGGAUUCCAGAAACAUUGUAAUAAUAAAGUGUACUUAUGUAAUUGUUUAUACAUAUUAAAACCGCCUUAUUCAAAUGUUACAGAUUUUUUAAUAUAAACACACAAAUGACAUCAAACUGUAAAGAAUAAUGUAUUAAAUACCUAUAUAUCUAAAAUAACUAGCUACAGACAUCGCAAUCUAUACAAAAGAGCGAGAUGGUUCGUUUAAGUACAGUAAUUAUUUUUCAGCAAUGUAUCGAAAAACUAUAUUUGAACACAAGUUGGAAACAUAUCACUCGUGCCUUGACAUAUGGAACAUUUUGUAAAAUAUUUUGUAUCACUUUUGAUAAUGCAUAUUUUACGGCCUCAAAAUUUUCUCAAAAUCGUACAGACUAAAUUAGUCUUACUUCAUAUUCUAUUAUAGAGCUUUAUUUAGAUUAGCAUGUUUGUAGAUUUAAUAAAUUAAUUGGUUCCUGUAGUUACGAGCACUUUUACUGAUUAUAAAUAUAGGAUAAUAUUAUAUACUACUGUUAUAUUAUUUAGUGCUAGUUCUUGAGUGAAAUGAUUAUAUAAUAUUUAUGUAUAUCAAUAACAAUUUAGUAAAAAACAGUCUUUAGUACUGUAGGUCCACUACAUAUUGCCUUGUAAGAAAUUGUGAUUCUAAAUAGAGUUGUAUUUAUUUUAUACUUAAUAGUAACAUAGAUUAAUAAUUAGAUUAAGAUAAAACACCUACUUUGUAAAAAUAACAGUUUAUAGAAAAUAAACAAGU
Messenger RNA from Pectinophora gossypiella (pink bollworm), 2415 nucleotides. RefSeq names its product protein gooseberry-like. The transcript is spliced from 6 exons. NCBI's taxonomy places the organism in Eukaryota, Metazoa, Arthropoda, Insecta, Lepidoptera, Gelechiidae. The record is from RefSeq and is a predicted model, not a curated record. Gene Ontology annotation, biological process: anatomical structure development; regulation of transcription by RNA polymerase II. Gene Ontology annotation, molecular function: DNA-binding transcription factor activity, RNA polymerase II-specific; RNA polymerase II cis-regulatory region sequence-specific DNA binding. Bases 169 to 1584 code for a protein of 471 amino acids.